UGUUAACGUGAGGUGGGUGGAUAAGUGUUUUCUCCUCUAGUUAACAAUGAUUUUGACUGUUAAUGAUACAAGUUCACGACUUUACGAUUUCUUUAUAACUUUGGCUUACUGAAAAACUUUUGGUUUAGCGAGUGCAUACAAAUCGGCUUUUUUAUUAAAAGCUUUUAAUUUUAUCAGUGAGUGACAGUAUUCAGUAGUAACUAGUAUUAAUUAUUAAUAUAAUUACCAUUUUAGUGUACUAAUGUAAUAAAUACUGUUACUACUAUUAUUAUGUAGUCAAGCCGUGGCGUUGCUUAUACAUUGUUACAUUUUAUACUAAAUCAGUAAACUAAAUGCCUUUACCAUAAUAUUAAUAAUACUAAUAGACUUGCAGUUGCAGAUUACGAUUUAGAGACUUCCAAUUUCAUGUAGGUCAUAUUUGACAUAACCAUAACAUUUAACUGCUUAAAAAUAAUAUUAAAGUAAGAUAUUGUUGCUAGCUACAAUGUGGUAAAAUACUCAGUACCACUACCGGUAGGAGUAGUAGUAGUAUCGCGGUUGUUUCCGCUAACUUGUAAGUUGUAUAUGAAUAAUUCACAAAUGUAAAAUUAAAAAGAAAGGUGUUUGUGUAGAAAAAGUUCACUUUUUACUUGGCUAGUGUUUCUGUUUUUUCGUGUAGUUUAUUAUUGGCAUGAUGCUGUGUUUCCCAAGGAAGGGACGAGUGCGUUUGAUGUUGAUUUUCCUUUCCCUGAUUGCAAUGUGUUUGGUAGUACUUUAUCGUAAUUCAGAUGUACCAAAUCUGUCUGGUCAACAUGAUGAUCAUUCAAGCACAGUACCCGUCUAUCAUCGGAGUAAUGGUCGUACACACUACAGUGAUGAUCAGGAUAGAAGCUUGAUUAGUCAUAUGAAGUCCAAAUUCUCGCAGCAGCCAGUCGUUUCCAAAGUUUCUGGUAUGUGUACACCAGUAUCUCCACUAACAAAAGUGGACAUUAAUGUUACCCAGGUCUAUCCAACUUUAAACUUCUACCCAUCUCAACGGUCCUAUUGGAAUCAGACAUUUGAAAAUCGUUAUGUAAAGAGACGUAGAGAAUGGGCUAAUUUGCCCUUAAAGGUAAUUGUUUUGCCUCACACCCAUCCUGAUCCAGGCUGGCUGAAGACCUAUGAUGAAUAUUACAUCACUUCAGUUUCAUACAUCCUUAACAAUAUGGUUAAAAAACUAAAUGAGUACAAGGAUUUGACUUUUAUAUGGGCUGAAAUUUCCUACUUUUCAUACUGGUGGGACAGAUUGAAGAACCAACCACAAGUGCAAAAGACAGUGAAAGAUCUUAUAAAUAACGGUCAGUUGGAAAUUGUUACAGGAGGUUGGGUUAUGACAGAUGAAGCUGCUGCUCACUACCAUGCUAUGAUUGAUCAGCUUAUUGAAGGACAUCAGUGGUUACGAACUACUCUUGGGGUCGUGCCGUCGAAUGCAUGGUCAAUUGACCCAUUUGGUCAUUCAUCUACUAUUCCAUACUUGUUAAAAUCAGCUGGAAUGAAAAAUAUGUUCAUUCAGAGGACACAUUUUGCCUGGAAGCAGUACUUAGCAGAAAAGCAACAACUAGAAUUCUGGUGGAAGCAAAACUUUAAUUUGUUUUCUCAGAAUCAGUCUCACGAGGGAGAUAUUUUAUGUCACAUGUCACCUUUUGACUUGUACAGCAUUAAGCACAGCUGUGGUCCUCAUCAGAAAGUGUGUCUAAUGUUUGAUUUUCGAAGGAUUCCUGGAGAAAUAUCUGAAACCAUGGCAGAACAAAUAAAUAAACAAAAUGUCCAAAAGCAAGCAGAUCUUCUUGUAGGACAGUAUGGCCGCCUUGGUUCUCUGUUCCCCCACAAUGUUGCACUAGUGUUGGUUGGAGAUGACUUUCGCUACAAUCAUGAGGUAGAAUGGGAUCAACAAUACAAAAACUACAAAAAGCUGUUUAAUUUUAUCAAUGCUAACAAAGAUUAUAAUGUAGAUAUUAAGUUUGGUACUUUAGGAGACUAUUUUCAAGAAGUUCAUAAAAGAAUGAGAAACUUGAACAUUGAUAAACCACCAACUUUGUUAGGAGAUUUCUUCCCAUAUGGUGAUGUAUAUGCAGAUGGUAGACCAUCUUAUUGGACUGGCUAUUUUACCACUCGGCCAAUGUGGAAGAAAUUCUGUAGGGAUCUUCAAAGUUGGCUACGCAGUGCAGAGAUCUUGUAUAGUCUUGCAAAAGCAGUUGUUACUCAGCAAGGGAAUGCUCAGUUUCUUGAACUGAUGCAUCAAAAUUAUGAGCAUCUAACUGUUGCUCGUCAAGCACUUGGGCUUUUCCAACACCAUGAUGCUAUCACAGGCACCUCCAAGCAAAGAGUUAUGCAUGACUAUGGCCAGAAAUUAUUCAAAGGCUUUCAAGGUACGAAAGAUGUUAUUGCUACUAGUGCCAAAGUUCUACUUUUUCAAAAUAUGACCUAUAAACAAAGUGUAGAUGACAGACAGAUGUCAGAAACACCUAAGUUAAUUCCUGAUGACAAACGUUUAUAUUAUGACAGCUUACCAGAAAAAAAUGUUCUCCUUGUUUCCAGUUCUGAUGGACAAAAAAUUGUCCUUUUUAAUUCUUUUCCUUUUCAUAGACAGGAAGUGGCUCGUGUUUUAAUUAAGAACCCUCAUGUUCGAGUAGUAAACUCAUCAAACCAAGAAGUUCCCUCACAAGUUAACCCUAUUUGGAGUAGCUCAGCAGAAAUUACUGACAAAGUUUAUCAGUUAAAUUUCUUGGCAGACUUACUCCCUUUAUCAUUGUCUACAUUCACAAUUUUCAUCAGAGAAAAAAGCAUAGACAAAAAAUCAGAACCAUCUGUGUCUGUGUUUGUCAAUGAUGCUUUGGAUUCAUCUUUGAAGAACACUUUGUUUAACUUCCAAGUAAUCCAUAAUGAAAACAUAGCUCUUAACUCUCCAUACUUAUCUGCCACUUUUUCCAAGUAUACUGGACUACUUAAGUCUUUACAUCUCUUAUCUCAGGAUAUCACAAGUCAAAUUGAAACUAAGUUUCUUUAUUAUAACUCUGAAGAGUUUCGUAGUGGAGCAUAUUUAUUUCAACCAAAUCCAGUAAGCCCAAUCUUAAACAUAUCUGAUAGAUUCCCCAUUGUCCAUCUGAUUCAAGGUCAUCUUGUGUCUGAACUGACCACAACAUACCCAAACACUGCGACUACAACAUUUAGAGUAUAUCAUCUGGAUGGGCCUUUAGGGGCAGGACUGGAGAUUGAAACAAAAUUCGACCUUUAUAAACGGAAGCAUUAUAAUCUGGAAUUAUUCAUGAGACUAGAAAGUGAUCUUGCCAGUGAAGACAUUUUUUACACCGAUUCUAAUGGUUUCCAGAUGACUCAACGAAUCAGACUUGAUCACAUUCCUUUGGAGGCUAACUUUUAUCCUGUGAGCACUGCUGCUUAUAUUGAAGAUACACAAGCCCGUUUGACACUGCUCACAUCAAAUGCUCAUGGUUGUACAAGUUCUCAGAGUGGGAACUUGGAAGUAGUUCUUGACCGUCGACUGGCAUAUGAUGACAGUCGUGGGUUAGGAGAGGGAGUGCUAGACAAUAAACCAACUAAUGCUCAUUUUUGGUUGUUGCUAGAAGAACGUCAAAGGACCACCUCUGACAGAGAAAUCCCAAAUCUCAGUCAAUUGGGUCAUGCCUUGUCUUCUAUUUUGAAUUACCCUGCUAUAGUCAUGACAUUUGAAGGCAGUGAAAAAUAUUUCCAAAGAAAAUUUUUGACUUUUGUUCAAAAUCCUUUUCCAUGUGAUGUUCAUUUAGUCAACUUGCGGACAUUACCAACUGUGAUUAACUUUAAUAAGCCGUCCAGUAGCAGUCUACUAAUUCUUCAUCGUCAAGGACAUACAUGUCAUGUGAAAUCCCAUGUUCCUGGCUAUUGUACACAUUACCCUUCCAAAAUGAGAUUAAGUGAACUAAGUCAUGUUCAGGUGGAAUCUGUGUAUCAAACUUCUCUUACAGGAAUCCACGUGUUGCAGAAAAUCCUGCAACUGAAUGACAUACAAAUCCAACCAAUGGAAGUGCACACCUACAAUGUCACUUUUGUUUGAUGAUAGCGUAGAUGAGAAUGAUGCAUCAUCACAAUCAUCUAAUUUUUUGUAUAUUUUUUAAAGCAUCCCAGUAUUUGUUAGGUGUUUUUAAGUUUAUAUAACAACUUAUGAUAAAUCUUGGUCAUUACUGCUGCUUAAAUUAUUACAGAAGACUAAUUUAUUGUAGUCGUUGUUGCCGAGAUAAAUGUUUAUGCAUUGUUAGCCCCUUUUCUUGCCUUUAAUCUUGGAAAUUUUGUGAGGAAAGUAUUAACCAAAGGUACCUUUUUGUUCCUAUAAGGGCUUGAAGAUUAUAAGUGUUGAAUUUUUCUCUUUACGUUUGAAAGAGCUAUUUUAUUAUUUUGUUCACUAAAUUAAUUUUCCAUAUGGAUUUUGGUAGUUCAGAUUAGUAUAUUAAAAACUGAAUUUAUGUUUGGAAUGAUUUUGAAGUGCUCAUUUAUGGUGAAGGAUGUUGAAUUAUAUGUACAUGGGAUUGUGCAAGAGUAAUGGAUGCAUAUUUUUAUUUUACAGGUUUACUUUUUAAUCAGAUUCUCAAGAACUCUUGAUUGAUAAUAAAUAUUUAUUAAAUUCAGUGGAAAACUUGAAAUUGGUAAGUGUAAGAUCCUGAGCAUACUGAACCCAUAGAGAAUUAGAAUGUCUAUCAUGUUACAGGUUUAUUUAAGCAAUGUAGUUUGAAUACUUUUGUUUUAUUUCUUCUUGAUAACAAAAAACUAUAGUUUUUUUUAAACUACUUGGAAAUUUCAGUUCACUGAAAUUUUGGAGAAAUGAAUUGUGUGCAUAUUAACCAGAGGUUGAAGUAAUGAUUUUGAUUUGUUUGAAAAAAAUUAUAAAUUUUAUGUCACAGGAACUGGCCAGAAAAACUAUGCCAUAUAUUACGUCUUAUGUCUUUCUUUCACAUAUGGUAUAUCUUUCUUUUUUGUUCCUAACCUAAUGAAGCACAGCCAUCUACAAGUUUACCAGUUUAGCUCUGAUGAAGAAAGUUUCACCUUUCAAAAGCACUUGGGUUAUAGGAUUUUAUAUUUUUGUCUUUACUGGAUUUUUUGAAACUGUGUUUUUCUAACAUCAUGAUUGAGUAUUUGUACAGUAGUGUUCAAGUUGAUUAGGUUUCAUUUAUGAUCUUUACACUCAUAAUAGUCAGUAAUUUCAUAUAGAAAAUUACUUGUAAUUACUGUAAAUUAAUCGUAAGGGAAGUUACUACAACAUUAGUACACAAACAAUAUCUUUAAAUUUCUUUAAUGUUACUAUUUAGUGUGGUUAUUGUUGGCAUCUUCAUCAUAUUGUGUGUAUGCGUGUUUUUUGUCAAAGUUUGUAGUAUAAUUUGAUUCCAUUUUCUUUAGUAUAUCUUUUAUUUUUGUCAAUCAUGGAGUCUAGUAAAUCCCACAUUUUAAGUUUAUAUAACAACUUUUGAUAAAUCUUGGUUAUUACUGCUGCUUAAAUUGUUAUAGAAAACUAAUUUAUUGUAGUCAUUGUUGCCGAGAUAAAUGUUUAUGCAUUGUUAGCCCUUUUCUUGCCUUUAAUUGUGGAAAUUUUGUGAGGAAAGUAUUAACUAAGUCUGGGCAUCGUAGUGGACAUUCCAUUCACUGAAGAUCUUCUGAGCUUUCUUUUCUUGCUGAAUAUACUCGACAUUUCAUGGAAGUAUAUUAUGGGUCAUUAUCUUUUUCAAAUGUAAAAUUCUCUAGUCUGUGGUAUUUAUGCUGAUCCAUGAUGUCAUCAAUUUUGUGAAGAUGGCCAACACCAUUUGUAGAUAUUGCAUCCCAAAACUCUCACAGAGCCUUCAUGCAUAAAUGUUGGCAAAAGGCAUACCUUUUCCAACCUCUCAAUGGCUCUUUGGAGAACAUAUAUAUUCUUGUUGGAACUAAACAGUUCAAAGGUAUACCUUAUCUGUCCAAAGCAUCUUGGGCCACUGUUCCAAAGACCAGGAUAUAUAUGUUCAUUUGCAAAAGCUACUCUCUUUGCGAUAUUCUCUCUGUACAGUAAGGGCUUUCUUACUGGGGAAAUAUAACAUUUUUAUAGAAUUUCCAAAUUAAGUUAGAUUACAAGAAAUCAAUAUUUCAGGCAGGCAUUGUAACUUGGUUUUGAGCAAUUCAAAAGCUUAGUAAUUAAAGGUUUCUUGCUAAACAAUUAAUGAGACAGAUGACCAAUAUUUUCAUUUCCACCACAUGUUCAGUUGGCAGUUAUAUUGAUGAUGCUCUUAUAAGAUGCUUAGUAAGAAACAAAAUACACUUAAAAGGUGGGAAACAAGUACUGUAACAUCUUGUUGGGAAGUACACUUGUAACUUGGUGGUACAUGAAACAAAGUCUUUAUGAUUGAAUGAAACUUGGAGUAGAAACUGUCAGGUUAUAUACAUAUUUCAUGUCAGAAAUGCAAAGAUUUUGCAACAACAAGUUUGUUUUUCAUGGUUGAGAGAGAUCAACAUAACCUAGUAAGAGUUGACUGAUAAUUUUAUCUCAAUCAUAAAAAAUGGAUAAAUGUGUUACCAAAGUAAAUGAAGUACAGUGCUUUACUAAUUUAUAUCUAAUAGAAUUUAUUAUCAAUAAUUCCUGCAAAACUGAUUGUCAAUAGUUUACACGAGAGAAAGGUGCUUGUGUAUGUAUGUUUAGUAACUAAUAUAAAUAAAUGAAGUAUUAUAAUAACAUAACUUUAGUAAAAUAUCUAGAAAGUAAGGAAAGGGGAAUUUUGUUGAUUUGUACAUGAUUUAUUAUAAAUACGAAAAUCUGUAAUAAACUGUAAAAUUAACAGGAUAUUAAUAUUAUUGCUGACAGUAGUGAACACCUUAUAGUGUAUAGCAUCGUUAAAGAGGUUAGGAUGCGUUCAUACAUUAACUCACUCUAGAGGUCUUACAAAAUUUUCAGAAUAAUGUGUGAGAUUUUAAAUUUUUCAUUGUACUUAUUGAAUCAUAUAAGUAUAAAAUAUUUAGUCUUAUUAAUAGAUUCUAUGGUCUAAUAUUUCUCAACUCUAUCCCUAGAGAAUUCCAUAGAUUUUGAAUAUUUGAUACUCAUUUAGUAAAACAAAAUUGCACUUAAUUGGUGUAUUAAAAACAAAAAAAAUGCUUUAUUUAAUUUAAAAAAAUUAUGUACUUAAAACAUAAGUAAGUGAUUUCCUAAAAAUUAAUAUAUACAGAUUUAGUUGUUUAGCAGGAUACUUGGUUUUAAAACUUAAGUGUCAUGCCACACUUUAUCUAGUUUUGUACUAGAUCUGUUUUUAUAUGGAUGACUUUGAGGCAGAAUAAGGAUUAUAAUUUGAAAAUUAAUUAGAAAAAAUUUUUAUGUUCAUUAUAUUUCUUACAGUAGUUUUGACAAAUGUCUUUGUUCAAUAUUUUCACUCUUCUUUCCCUAGAUUAUCUGGGUUACUUGGAACCUUUUGUUAAUGCCCUUGGUGUUUAUAUAUUUUAGUGAAAAUUAGAAUUGUUAGCAUCUUUUAACAACAGUAUGAAAUCAUACACUGAAGUUCUGAAGAUCUAUUUUUUGUUCACCUGAAGUUUGAAACUUGUAGUAUUAAUUGCUAUUGUAUAGAUUCAUUCUAUCCCAUCAAAAAUUAUUUUUAAGCCUUGUAUGAGAGCAUGGAGUAUGGUAAAAUAACUUGAUAGUUAAUAUUAGAAUGAAUGUCAGAAAUGCUCUUAUCCUGCUGUACAAUAUAGAUUGCAUGUAUUUUUUAUUACUUUUGCCCCCUUCGGGUUUGUAUGAGCACUAUGCACAACAUAAAAUUCUAACCUACAUUUUACUUCUGAAGUGUAAGGAAUGGAUCAUACACAAACCUAUGAAGUUGUAGUUCAUUUGUAAUAGAUAUAUAGUGAAGAGUUAAUCUAUCAACCAUGAUCAGGCUUCACUUGAAAACAAUUUAAACACCACUAAAUGCAGUGUAUAGUGAGAUAUACCAACCAUGUUUUUCAAAAAAAUGGUGAAUUGAUUUUAUUGUUUUACUAAUCAAGAUAAUUGUGGAUCAUUUUGAUUUUUUGUUAAAUUGAAAGAGUUAAGUUUUGAAUUUAAACAUAAUUAAUAUGAUAUGGAAUCCAUACACUGAUAAUAUAGAAUUGUGUUUGUGGUAUAUUUAUGAGUUUUGUAUACAUGUUUCUGGUGAUUUGUUUUGUGUUUCUUUGUAAAUUCUAAUUUAAAAGGAUUUUUGCUUUUUAUAAGAAGCUUGAUGUAGCUGUUAAAAUGCAUAAAAUAACCUUUUCUUUAUACAUGAUGCCAUUCUCCUACAUGUCUGAGAAGGUAUAAUUUGUUGUAGUUGCUGAAAUGUGACAGAGUAAAUGGGAAUAUGUGACUAAUUCAUUCAUCAAUGAGGGAUUUUAAGUGUAAAUGCCCUUAGAAGCAAAAGAUUCAGGUGAUUAUUCUAACAAAAACAAUUUAAGAUGAUACAAGCUAAAUAUUUUUCAGACAGGGAUAAUACUAUCUUUGUGGUGCUUAUUACUCCCAUGAGGGGUCUUCUUUGUGUUAUUUCUAUUCCUAGAAUUCCUAUUGACAGAUUAGGUCCCAUGGUGGAUGUGUUGUGUGCCAUUUCAAUGGUGCAAUCAUGUUCUGUUCUGUAUAGUGCUUUCUCCCUUUUACUACCACAGUCUACUUGUAUACAUUGGUUGGGUUUAUCCUAUGCCAUCUUUGUGGUACUUUGAAUUCCUUGUGUGAAUUAUCUCUUGUUAUAUGAUGGUAUAGGUGUAUUUCCAGUUCCUAUGAUGGAUGUGUCUGUACAUUAUACAGUCUUUAUGGAAAUGAAACAUCGAUUUUUAUUACUGGUAUGUUCUCUCUUAUUCUAAUAGUUGGUGAAAGUGACAUUGUAAAAAAAAAAUGGUAUAAAUGUAAGUUUGAUUGGUUCAAGUACUGCACUGUGAAAUUGUUGCCAAAGCUUAGUUAUAAAGAAGUUACUUUGAGAACGUUUUAAUAUUUUUUAUGAAAUAUGGUCCUUGCUUUAAAUCAUUUAUAUACUACAUGUAAAACUUUUUAAUAUUACUUAUAACUUGUUAGAUUCAGUUGUAUUAAUGAAUGCUUUCAUGUUUUUAUGUUAUAUUUGGUUAAAGGUUAAAUUUAGCCAGGUAAAAUGCUCUUUAUUUUUAUUCAGAUUAUUAACCUUUGCUAGUAUUUAUGGCAUUGUUACUAGGAGAAUGUAAUGUUGGUGAAGAUGUGCAGUCGUUUGUAGUUAACAUUGUGUAACAUUUGAAGAUAUGUAGAGUAGAAGUGUUUGGGUAUUAGGUUUUAACUGUUAACUUUGUAGUUGUACUAAAUUUGUAUGUUUAAUUUAAUCAUUCCAGAAAACAAUUAUUUUUAGUUACUAUUAAAGUGAUACACAUGGAAACAAAAAUAUGAAAUCAAAUGGUGUAAUACAUAUAUUUAAAUAAUUAAAAAUCAACUUAUAAGAGUUGAGUAAGGAACAUAAAGUUGAGUACUCAAUGAGGUUUUAAUAUUCUUAAGUGAAGGAGCAGGUAUUUAUCUACCUAAUAGUAAAUACUCAGUGUUAUUGUGAGCUUAAGUGCUGAAAAUACAUGAAGUAAGAGUGUCUGAAUUUUAUUUAAUCUUUCUCAUGCACAUGAUGUGGUUGUGCCCUACAGAUUCUACAUGUACUUAACAACAGAAAUAUAACUAAGCUUUUAAACUAUGUAAGAUGCUAUUGUGUUUAUAAUGUAUUGGUUUUUAGAAAAAAUUCAAAUUGCUUGCCAUAGUUGACAAUAUGUCAUUUUCAUUUAUAUUUGAUUUGAAGGUUUAUAAAAUGUUGCUCAUGUUAAUUUCAGUAUGUAGUACAGGGUUUGUUUGUUUUUCAAUAAAAAUUCUAUAUGUCUGUUGUGUGAGAAACUGAAAGCUUUUUACUUGCAUGUCACAUUUCAUUGAUAUCUUUAAGCUUAAUUGGCAAUCUGAAGUAAAAGAGAAUAUUAACAGUAACUAAAAUUUACUUGAAAUACCAAACUCAUGGCACUGAAGCACCACCUUUGAUGAUGUGGAAGGUAUUUAAUAUAAUGUGUGUUGAGACUUGUAUACAUUGUGUUAAAUCAGUUUCUUCAUUUACUUAAAGAUCACUGAUAUUAAUUAUAAUGACCCAAGAGUGAAUUUUAUAGUAGUAAAAUUCAGACUCAACGGAUAUAUCAAAAAGUGAGUUUACAUACAGAAUUCAGACAAUUUAAAAUAAUAAAUUAAAGUAAUAUGUGAUAUUGGCCAAAGGAGUAAAAACAUAUGGUAUAUAUCGACUGUUAUUAUUUUGUAUGAAAGUUAUACGUUUCUGUUAUAUUUGAAACUUCAGUGUUAAUAAAUAUGAAUAGGUAGAGAAUUGGAGCAGUUGUGAGUAUAAUUUGUUAAAGACGGGGAUCUAUUUAUUUAUAUAAAUUGUUUUGAUAGACAAAUACUGACCUUUUUAGUAACAAAAUAUUCUACAUUUUUGUAUUUGUUGUAAGUAAUAUGAUAGAAAAAUGUUGAAAAUUUUACAUAUCAUCUGCCUAUCUUGUUAAUGAUACAAACAAUUCACAACUACUUUACAAAACAUUAAUUUUAAUGGAUUGAAAGUUGCUAAUAAGUUUAUCAAAAUAUUAUUUUUGUUUUAGUGAUCCUACAUACAAACAAGCUGAAAACUAAUAACAGUAUGUAAGCACGUAUGCACAUUCUGAAAAUUGUUACUUGUUUUAACCAAUGUUCACAGUUUUACUGCUAUCAUUAUAACAUUUUAGCUAUUGUAAAGUGAAUUUUUAUUUGUAUUUUUAUAUACAAGUUAAAUACAUGUUUAUUCAAGCAGUGCUUUAAGUGCACAUGCCCAGGUUUUUAACUGUUGUUGGUAAAGACUUAAGUAAGCAAAUCUGAUGUGUUAUAUUCUAGAUAGAAAUAUUUUCAUACUUAAUUAAGUGACCUAUUCUAAUGUGGACAAAGCUUUCACAAUGAGUUAUCAUGAAGUUUUCAAAGAUGUAUUAAAUAGGAGUUUUCUGUUCUUUUUAAAAUUGCUAAUGAUCAGAUUGUUUACUUUGCUUCUUAUAAAUUUAGGCAUUAAUGUUCUGGGUUUUUAGUAGGAUAAUAUUAGAAAUCAUAGGAUACAUAUCUAUAGGAUAAAGUAUACAGAUCACAGUUACAAAUUGAAUUAAUAAAUAUUUUUAACAGAUGUUGCAACAAGUUAAAAGUAAGUAAUGAAUAUUCAAAAUUCAACUUGUAGAUGAAGUAUUUUUAUUAGGUUGACAAAAUCAGUUUAUAUUGUGUUAAGAAGUUGGAGGAAAGAAUUCAAAAAUAUUACUUGAUUUUGUAAAAUCUAACUUGUUUAAUAGUGCAAUCAAGUAAAAAAUGUUAUGAAUAACUUUAAAUACUGAACAAUGAAAAUAUUAGAUGUAAACAUUAGUUUGAUACAAAUUCAAGAUAUGGUUUUACAAACAGAAGUUUAUUUCACUAUAUU
Limulus polyphemus (Atlantic horseshoe crab) is the source of this 11414-nucleotide messenger RNA. RefSeq names its product alpha-mannosidase 2-like. Gene Ontology annotation, biological process: protein deglycosylation; mannose metabolic process; N-glycan processing. Lineage: Eukaryota; Metazoa; Arthropoda; Merostomata; Xiphosura; Limulidae. Gene Ontology annotation, molecular function: carbohydrate binding; alpha-mannosidase activity. Gene Ontology annotation, cellular component: Golgi membrane. The transcript has 3 exons. Bases 671 to 4066 code for a protein of 1131 amino acids. The record is from RefSeq and is a predicted model, not a curated record.